This is a messenger RNA of Nothobranchius furzeri (turquoise killifish), 2998 nucleotides long. The record is from RefSeq and is a predicted model, not a curated record. Lineage: Eukaryota; Metazoa; Chordata; Actinopteri; Cyprinodontiformes; Nothobranchiidae.
GUGUGUGUGUGUGUGUGUGUGUGAGUGUGUGUGUGUGUGUGUGUGUACAUAUACAUACAGCAUUUUUCCAGGCUCUCCCGGUCCAGUUCUAGUGAUCCUGGGGGAAUUGCAGCCAGUUUCCUGUUCUCAGCUGACAGGAGUGACACCAGGUGGGAUCUUCUGCUGCUACUGGAGUCCAUCUGCCAUGUUGUGGAUCAGAGACGCUGUUCUGCAGACCUUGCUGUCCUUUCCUCCCACACAGGCUGCCAGAUGUUGGAGGGGACCGCCGCCCACCUAUGGAUGUGCUGGAGAGCUUUCUACCUGCUGGCUGCGGGUGUGGCGUUAGCGUGUGAAGCACGCCUGCCGUGUCCACCGUCCUGCCGCUGCAACGCCGCCGUGCUGGAGGUGAACUGCUCCGGGGGUCAGCUCACCUCCGUACCUAACGGCGUCCCCCAAGACGCUAAGCUGGUGAACCUGACCCACAACACAAUCAAGACUCUCGUGAAUCAUCAGUUCUACAAUCUAAGCCAGCUGUUCCAUCUGGAUCUCAGCGACAAUCUUUUGGCGUUCAUUGAAGUGGAAGCCUUCCUGGGCCUACGGAGCCUGUUGACGCUGCGCCUAGCUCGCAAUCAGCUGAAGAUCCUUUCAGUGGGGGUGUUUGCUGGCUUGAAGGACUUACGGUUACUGGACAUAAGCAGCAAUAAGAUCCUCGUGCUUUUAGAUUUCACCUUCAAGGACUUGGCGUCCCUGGAGCUCUUCACAGCAGACGACAACGACUUUGUUUUCAUCUCUCGCCAAGCCUUCGCGGGGCUGACCGGUUUAAAAAGGCUGGCCCUUGAUGUUCAGAACCUCACUGCCGUGCCAACAGAUGCGCUCGCUGAGCUAAGCGUGCUGAGGAGCCUUCAUCUCCACCAGCUGGGCCUCACCACCCUCCCAGAUUACUCCUUCCAUCAUCUAGACCUCCUAAAGGAGCUCGUCAUCUCUCGUUUCCCCCAGAUGGAGUCUUUGUCGGUAAACAGCCUCUUUGGGUUGAAUCUCACAUCCCUAACCAUCACACACUCCAACCUCAGUGCUGUACCUUACACACCUUUACGCCCCCUUGUGUACCUUGUGUACCUUGACCUUUCAUUUAACCCCAUCAGCUACAUUCAAGGGAGCCUGCUUGGAGAUUUGCUCCGACUCCAAGAGUUUCAUCUUGUCGGAGGUUCAUUAUUACGCAUCGAAAGUGCAGCCUUUAAGGGUUUGGUGCAUUUAAAAGUGCUGAACGUGUCGAGGAACCUUCUCACCACGCUGGAGGAAGGAUCGGUUCAGUCGGUGGACGUCCUGGAGGUCCUAGGGCUCGACGGCAACCCGUUAGCUUGUGACUGCCGUUUGCUUUGGUUGGUGAGAAGGCGGCCGUAUGUGGACUUUUACGGAUGCCCGCCAACGUGCUCUACCUCGGUCCAGCUGCAGGGCUGGAAUUUCCUGGACUUCGCCGCGGACGAUCUCUCAAAUCUGCUCACCUGUCGCCGGCCUCGGAUUUUAAACCGCAAACCUGAAGAUGUGAGAGUGGAUCAAGGACACACCGUGGUGUUUGACUGCAGCGCGGAAGGUGAUCCUCAGCCAUCUGUCAGUUGGCUCAACCCUCAGCUAAGACAUAUUUCACCCGUCGGUCGAAUACGAGCUCUGACUAACGGCUCUCUGGAGGUCCGCUACGCUCAGCCUCUCGACAGCGGCACUUACAUCUGCGUGGCGUCAAACGCAGCAGGGAACGACAGCCUGCCCGUCAGCCUGCACAUCCGAGCCCUCCCAUCUAAAACCCAUUUUCAAACCUGGCUUGUCUCUCCGUCUGCUCCUCCGGGUGGGAGUGGAAAUCACAAUCUCCCGUUUGACCUGAAGACUCUACUGAUAGCAGCAACGAUAGGAUUUUUCUCCUUCUUCAGCUCCGUGUCCCUUUGUUUCAUUUUGAUGUUCUUCUGGAGUAAAGGGAAAGGCCAAAUCAAGCACACGGCCACCAUCGCGUACGUCCCACGGAGCGCCGUGUCCAACAGCAACACGGGCGCAACCAGCUUCAAGGAGACCGGCAGAUUCACCAUGAAGCUCAUAUGACUCCAUUUAAAAGCACGUCAGCUUCAGUAUCUGAACAGUGAAUCUAAAAUCUUCGUUUCUGUUGACUGAAUGCACACGAGCAUGCUUCAAACAAUUUUACAUACAUUUGCUUUCUUUUUAGAGGCUUUUAUAACCAAAUCUGCACUUUAACAUCAGUUGAAUGUACUAUAUAAUGUAAUGUUUUUGCACUAAUUGCACAUAUUGUAUUUGAAAUCUAUUAACAAAUACCAAUAAAAAAUAGGGAGAAUUAAACUGGUCUGUGUAAAAGAAAUAUACUUGCCUGGCUUUCUGUUAUUACAUUAAAAUAAACAUCUAAAGAGCAUUUAACUCAGCAGAACAUAUCAUACUAAUAACUCAAAAAGCCAAGUACAGCAAUGUUAAAGUUAUCUUAGGGCUUUUUAUAGAUUUCAUAUAAUCUUUAUCUCUUUUUAAGAUUAAUUAAGAAUUUUCUGGCACUUAUUUAUUUUUUUCUGAUAAAUAUACGUUAAAUAAAAUGUGUUCUACUUAUUUAUUCAUUUAAAUUGAGUUAAAUAAAUCUAGCGAUGUUUUUGUGUGUGAUUUCUACUUAAACUUGAAAUAAAGAACUAAAAAGGAGCCAUGAAUCAGGAAUUAAACCGACCAUAAUUUAACAUAAAUAGCCUGCUAGUAAAUUUUAAAAUUACAUUUUUGUGGGGAAAUUUAUUUAUUGAAUUGCAGAAGGGGCCUCCACCAGUGAGUGGAGCUAGCUGCAUGUGCUGUAAACACAGAAAUGUUAAAUAAAGUCUAUAUAUGUUUCUGAUGUGGGGCUGGAGAGGGAUAAUGACAACAGUGCUGAAAUGUAAGUGAUGAUGUUGCCAUGACAAUGCAUUAAAUCAGCCAGUGUGGAGCAUCAGUUGAAAAGGCUUAACUGGUUUCCAUAACAACGUUCAACACAGACCUGGAAAACAAUGAG